AUGGAUAAGAAGCGAUACAGUGUUCAGGAUGCACUGACAUUCAUCCAGGGAGACGACAGUGACUUUGAGAGAUGUGAAAGUAGCUCAGAUGACGACUAUGAAGACCCUGAUUACACUCCCAGCAACAAAGACAUGGAGAAUGACAAGUCGAGUGAGUCUAGUGAUUCAGACUGCAGUGAAUCAGAUGAUUUAGAUGAAGUGCCUCAACCAAAGAUGAACCCUGGACAGCAAAAUACAACUACCCAGGACACAAAACAGUUUUCUUGGAGAAAGAAACCUUUUGAAGCCCCUGAGUGCUCAUUCAAAGGAGAGAGUGCCACACCCCCAGACAAUCUUCAUACUCCCCUGGAGUAUUUCAAGAAGUUCAUCACAGCGGAAAUGCUUGAGUUACUGAAGGAGCAAACAAAUUUGUACAGUGUACAAAAAUCUGCAAAUCACAGCAAUGUUAACACCACUGUUAAGGAGCUGGAAAUAUUGAUUGGCCUCUACCUGCGCAUGGGUCUUUGCCAACUGCCGAGUGCUUACUGGGAAAAUGACACAAGGUGUGCCAUGGUGGCUGACAACAUGUCACGCAACCGUUUUCAGAACCUUCUGGCAUCUCUGCACUUCACUGAUAACACUGAUCAGUCAAACAGGCAAGAAGAGGAUAAGUGCUGGAAGAUCCGUCCGUGGCUUGAGAUGUUUCGCAAACAAUGCCUGGAGAUCCCCCCAGAGGAGCACAACUCUAUUGAUGAGCAAAUGGUCUCUUUCAGAGGGACUCACAGCCCAAUAAGGCAAUAUGUCAAGGGCAAGCCCCACCCUUGGGGAUUGAAAAUUUGGGGCCGCUGCACUUCCUCUGGAAUCCUCUGUGAUUUUGCAGUCUACGAAGGUGGCACUGGGAAAAAAACCUCACUUGGCAUGGGAGGUGACAUUGUGGUCAAGCUGUGUGAAACUCUCCCAUCAAACCAAAACUACAAAGUAUUUGCAGACAACUUGUUUUCUUCAGCACCACUGGUGCUCAAGCUUCUUCAGCGUCAGAUCUACUUUGUAGGAACACUCCGCAGCAAUCGCUUGGCUGGUUGUCAGCUUGAAGAUGAGAAAAGUCUUGCCAAAAGAGGCAGAGGAUCUGUUGAUGUCAGGGUGGAGAAAGAAGAACGCAUGGCCAUUGUCAAGUGGUAUGACAACAGAUCUGUUACCCUGAUCUCAUCCUACUGUGCCAUUGAACCUCAAGACAAAGCUCAACGCUGGAGCAAAUCAGACAAAGCAUUUGUGGAAGUCAACAGGCCAUACAUUGUGAAGGAGUACAACACAUUCAUGGGAGGGAUAGACCUCCUAGAUGCAUGCAUUGCAAGGUACAAGUACCACAUGAGGUCACGGAGGUGGUACCUCUACCUAUUCUGGCAAACCAUAAUGCUAGGCCUUGUUAACGCAUGA
Molecule: messenger RNA, 1413 nt
Organism: Epinephelus moara (kelp grouper)
Lineage: Eukaryota; Metazoa; Chordata; Actinopteri; Perciformes; Serranidae
Product: piggyBac transposable element-derived protein 3-like
Exons: 1
Coding region: 1-1413 (470 amino acids)
Source: RefSeq, a predicted model, not a curated record